Messenger RNA from Aureobasidium namibiae CBS 147.97, 918 nucleotides. Its product is annotated as putative glucan 1,3-beta-glucosidase. The record is from RefSeq and is a predicted model, not a curated record. Bases 1 to 918 code for a protein of 305 amino acids. Gene Ontology annotation, molecular function: 1,3-beta-glucanosyltransferase activity; glucan endo-1,3-beta-D-glucosidase activity. NCBI's taxonomy places the organism in Eukaryota, Fungi, Ascomycota, Dothideomycetes, Dothideales, Saccotheciaceae. Gene Ontology annotation, cellular component: extracellular region; cell surface; fungal-type cell wall. Gene Ontology annotation, biological process: carbohydrate metabolic process; cell wall organization. The transcript is spliced from 2 exons.
AUGCGCAGAACAACUCUCAUCACCGGCCUGUUCCUAGCCUUCUCUCCUCUUCUCGUUUCAGCUGCAGGCACUUUGGGCUUCGCAUUGGGUGACAAGAAGGCCGAUGGAUCCUGCAAGUUCCACGAAGACUACGAAGCCGACUUCGAUGCCAUCAAGAGCAACUCAGGCAGCACCAUCGUACGCAUCUACGCCGCCAGCGACUGCAACACAGCUUCGCAGAUCUUGCCCGCCGCAAGAACCAAGGGAUUCAAGGUGAUUCUUGGUGUCUGGCCUGACGUGGAUUCGAGUCUUCAAGCCGACAAACAGGCUUUGCAAAUCUACGUUCCUCAGUACGUCGAUCAGGUCUACGGUGUGACGGUCGGUUCGGAGACACUCUACCGCAAGACCUUUACUGGCCCUCAGCUUUUGGAAAAGAUCAAUGAUGUCAGAUCGGUGCUGCCUCAAGGUAUCAAGGUUGGCACGGCAGACAGCUGGAACAAGUUCGCUGAUGGCACGGCCGAUGCUGUGGUCAAAGGAGGAGUCGACUUCUUGCUUGCUAAUGGCUUUGCAUACUGGCAAGCAUCGCCCAUCUCCAACGCCACUUAUACUUUCUUUGAUGAUACUCAACAAGCUCUUGGUCACAUUCAGAGUGUCUCGGGAUCUCUCAAUACUAUCGAGUUCUGGGUCGGCGAGACUGGCUGGCCUACCGAUGGAGGCUCCAACUACGGCGCCGCCAUUGCAGGCACCAAGAACGCACAAACCUACUUUGAAGAUGCCGUGUGUGGCAUGUUGUCAUGGGGCGUCAACGUCUUUGUGUUUGAGGCAUUCGACGAGCCCUGGAAGCCCCACGCCAUCGGUGAUAGCGGAUCUAGUGGUGACGAGACUCACUGGGGUGUCAUGAACGUCGACCGCAGCACAAAGUUCCCGCUGACCUGCUAG